Messenger RNA from Alternaria alternata, 966 nucleotides. RefSeq lists its product as hypothetical. The transcript is spliced from 2 exons. The record is from RefSeq and is a predicted model, not a curated record. Lineage: Eukaryota; Fungi; Ascomycota; Dothideomycetes; Pleosporales; Pleosporaceae. The coding region runs from base 1 to 966 and encodes 321 amino acids.
AUGGCAAGUGCAGACGUUCAGCAGCCGCCUGCGCAGGAAGCCGCACCCGCACUGCCUGAUUACCUUACAAAUCCCGAUGCUGUCCUUGGAGAUAAAGAUGCCAAGUGGCGAUACGGCAGAGCCCCAGAUUACUCAAAAACAAGAAAGGUUUUUGCUGAGACAAAGCAAAUGACGCACGAAGCCGGAUCACUUCCGGAGCUCGUACAAAACCUCGUCAAGAACUGGGAAGUCGAAGCAUCCUUCAAGCCUAGCAUUGACGACUGGCGUACAAUCGAUCGUGAGAAUUACUCAUUUGCCAUCAAUGGCGGCAAGCCUGAAGGUGCGGAAGCCAUGCUCAAGGUCGGCACAUACAAUGCUAUCAUCGCGCCAAACGAAUACUACUCGCCCGACUACUCUGAUUUUGCUUCGUCGCACAAGACGUUCAAGCGCAUGAUGCCUACAUUCGCGUGGGAAGUACUAGAAGUCUACAGCGGUCCACCGACAGUGAGCUUCCGGUGGCGACACUGGGGCCAAAUGAAGAACGACUACGUCGGCUUCAACAACAAGGGGGAGAAGGUCACAGCCAAAGCACAUGGAGGUUCUAUCGAUAUUCAGGGUGUUACUGUCGCCACUGUCAACGAGAAAGUGCAACUACAGGCCGUUCGCACUUGGUUUGAUCCCAUGGAUAUGUUCAGACAGAUCGCACCCGACGGUGUAGUGAAGAAGGAGGAGAAGCCCAAGAACAUGUCACCAGGAGAAGCUCUUGACGAAGCUCAGGCUGGUGUCAAGGCGCCUGAGGAGCAGGAGCUGCCUGAUGAGUUCAUUCAGUCUAAGGAGGAAGUCGAGCAGACCAUUGCCGCUCUCGAUAAAAUGACAACUGAAGAAAAGAUGUCAGGUUUACAGAGUAUGCCUGCUGGCCACCCCGAAGUGUCGACGUCUUCUAGCACUGAGGGUGCGUGCCCUUUCAUGUCUGGAGGUUCCCGCUGA